AUGCCUUUCAUUUCACUUGCCAAUGUCUUAGAGGGUGUUGGAGUUAGUGCCUACCUUGGGGCGGCUGCUUCCAUUGCCAAUAAGACAUACCUCACCGCGGCAGGGAGUAUCCUCACUUCAGAGGCCCGCCACAAUGCCUACCUUCGCGCAGCACUAGGCCAGAUCCCUUUUGCGCAGCCUUUCGAUAAUCCCCUUGAUUUCAAUGAGGUUUACACCGUUGCCUCGCCUUUCAUUACUUCGUGCCCUUCGAGCAACCCGCAGCUUCCAGUGAAGGCCUUCCCAUCUCUGACAAUGGUACCCAGCGGGAAUGUCAUGAACGGAUCCACAGCGACUUUGGUGGCUGGUACCGGCUUCAACGCCACAAGUAAUUCGAACUUGUCAGCUGCGUUUAUCACGGUCACCGGGCCUGUCCACGCGCCUCUCAAGUCCGUGGGUAAUGGUCAUUUCGUCGUGACUAUUCCUGGAGGUGUCAACGGUCAGAGCUACAUUGUCUUGACCAGUGGCAUGAGCGGCGUGAGUGACGACAAUAUAGUGGCUGGUCCAGCCAUCGUUGAAGUUAUGUGA
This is a messenger RNA of Penicillium brevicompactum, 564 nucleotides long. Its product is annotated as ferritin-like domain-containing protein. The transcript has 3 exons. The coding region runs from base 1 to 564 and encodes 187 amino acids. NCBI's taxonomy places the organism in Eukaryota, Fungi, Ascomycota, Eurotiomycetes, Eurotiales, Aspergillaceae. The record is from RefSeq and is a predicted model, not a curated record.